UUUCUGAUAAAUAGAAAUAUCUGUAUUAGAAAUAUAACUCUGAUUGCUAAGUUAUUUGAAUUUGAACAAAUUAAAUUCGUCUAAAUUAAUAAUUUACUAAAAAAUGUCUUCGAAGAAAGAAGAAAUUGGAAAUUUACUUGACGUGCUAUAUUUAGAAAUGUUGGAGUUGAUAGAACAACACACAGCGAGCAGAGUGAAUAUUGAAAGAUUAAUGAACAGUGGACAGUUGAUGUUAGCCAAAACACGGUACCUUAAAGGAUCACAAACUAUUAGUUCGGCACAAAUUCCGACCGAUAAUAGUAAUACAUUUAAUGCACUUUGUGUAUUGGAGGAGCAAAAAAAUUACACAAAAAUAUCAAGUGCGGAGUACAGUCUGAUGAGACGUAACGUCGAUAAAAAUAAAGAAUUUGUCGAACCAAUGCAUUGGUUCACUUUACUACCACCCAGUAGUUUGCGAACCGCAUCUGAUCACUUCAAAAAAUGUUUAGAAUUGGUAUUGGAAAGCGCGAAUGUACAACGAGAACUUCUUGCAGUAAUGGAACAUAUUGAUAGACUUAAACAACAUUACAAAGCAAUAUGAAUUCUACUUCCCCUAACAACUUACUUAUAAUAACAUAAAAUGAUAAAGUAAUCAAAUAUAUUCCUUUAAAUUAAUUAAAAUUAACAUAAAUACAUA
Molecule: messenger RNA, 676 nt
Organism: Bactrocera latifrons
Lineage: Eukaryota; Metazoa; Arthropoda; Insecta; Diptera; Tephritidae
Exons: 2
Coding region: 104-580 (158 amino acids)
Biological process (GO): vacuolar proton-transporting V-type ATPase complex assembly
Cellular component (GO): extrinsic component of endoplasmic reticulum membrane
Source: RefSeq, a predicted model, not a curated record